AUGUUGGGCCCGGGUGUUGGUGGUGCUGGAAUGACCUCUACAAUGGAUGACAUGAACCUGAUCCAGCAGGCUCAAAGGCAUCACCUUGUAGUAAGAGAAAUAGGCGAAGAAAUCGACUUGGAAAUUGGUCCAGGUGAUGACGACCCAUCGUUUGUCCACAGCUCGCUUCUCGAUGUUCAAGCGCACGAACCCUCUGCAAAAGAACACGCAGAGAACAAGCUUCUGAUCGGGUCUCAGCUCCCAGAUGAAGAUCAAGAUUUGUCAAAGUCACAAUCCGGGAAAAGGAAAAAGAAGGUCGUCAAGAGAUGGAGGGAGGAGUGGGCCGACACGUAUAAGUGGGCCUAUGUGGACAUGAAAGAUGGGACCGCAAGGAUAUUUUGCUCCGUGUGUAGGGAGUAUGGGAGGAAGCAUAGGCGGAACCCGUAUGGGAAUGAAGGUAGUAGGAAUAUGCAGAUGAGUGCUCUUGAAGAGCAUAACAAUAGCUUGCUUCAUAAGGAGGCUCUUCGCCUUCAGCAGGCAUCGAAAGAGAAGAUAAUUGUGGAAAAGCCGAUUUAUGUGAAAGCUCUUAUGUCAAAAACGGCUGGAUCGAUUGUUGAAGCUGCAUUGAGAAGAGAUCCCCAUGAAGCGGAGUUCAUACAGUUUGUUCAAGAAGUGGUUCACUCUCUGGAAAGAGUAAUUUCAAAAAAUUCCAACUCGGUAAAUACCAUGGAACGUUUGUUAGAACCCGAACGUACUAUCAUUUUCCGAGUUCCGUGGGUGGAUGAUAGGGGUGAGACACAUGUCAAUCGUGGGAUUCGUAUUCAUUUUAAUCAGACACUCGGUCCAUGCAGAGGUGGUUUGCGUUUUCACCCAUCAAUGAACUUGAGCAUUGCCAAAUUUCUUAGUUUUGAACAGACCUUAAAAAAUGCAUUAUCUCCAUUCAGACUCGGAGGCUCUUCGGGUGGGAGUGAUUUUGAUCCGAGGGGAAAAAGUGAUAAUGAGGUCAUGAGAUUUUGUCAGAGCUUCAUGAAUGAGCUGUACCGCUAUUUAGGUCCUGAUAAGGAUCUUCCUUCAGAGGAGAUGGGAGUUGGCACCCGCGAGAUAGGUUAUCUCUAUGGACAAUAUCGACGACUUACUGGUCAUUCUCAGGGAAGUUUUACAGGGCCUAGAAUAAAUUGGUCUGGCUCUAGUUUACGCACUGAAGCUACUGGAUAUGGAUUGGUGUUCUUUGCUCAACUUAUGCUCGCCGAAAUGAAUAAAGAACUAAAAGGACUAAGAUGUGCUGUUAGUGGCUGUGGAAAGAUAUCAAUGCAUGUCCUAGAGAAGCUAAUCGCAUACCAUGCGGUCCCAAUAACAGUAUCUGAUACAAAGGGUUAUUUGGUGGAUGAGGACGGGUUUGAUUUUGUGAAAAUAUCUUUUUUAAGAGACAUUAAAGCUCAGAAUAGAAGCCUGAGAGACUAUUCAAAAACUUACGCACGUUCUAAAUAUUACGAUGAAUCAAAGCCUUGGAAUGAAAGGUGUGAUGUUGCAUUUGCUUGUGCUUCCCAAAACGAGAUUGAUCAAUCGGAUGCCAUUAAUUUGGUAAAUUCUGGUUGUCGUAUACUAGUAGAAGGUUCAAACAUGCCUUGUACGCCUGAAGCAGUUGAUGUCCUAAGAAAGGCAAAUGUCUUAGUUGCUCCUUCCAUGGCUGCUGGAGUGGGAGGGGUAAUAGCCGGGGAACUUGAAUUAAGAGAGUGUAAUUUGAAUUGGGCACCUGAAGAUUUUGAAUCUAAACUAAUGGAGGCAAUGAAACAGACAUACCAGAGAGCUCUCAAAACAGCCACAGACUUUGGAUAUCUAAAAGAGAGUCCCGAGGCAUUGGUUCAUGGAGCUGCCAUAUCUGCUUUUCUGACAAUCGCGAGCAGUAUGGCCGAUCAAGGAUGUGCAUAA
Molecule: messenger RNA, 1908 nt
Organism: Striga hermonthica
Lineage: Eukaryota; Viridiplantae; Streptophyta; Magnoliopsida; Lamiales; Orobanchaceae
Source: the annotation of a GenBank genome assembly